GAGUUCGACGAGCCCGGUGGCGACGUAGGUGGCAACCCGUAUUGACAUCUGAGUUUUGCUCAUGAAAAAAACAGCCAGAUGCUUCGUUGCAGCUGCGAGAUGGCGAUUGUUUAGUGUUAGAUACAUACCAGCUUAUUAGCUGCGGUCAGCAUUACCAGGUCACCGAAUUAUCUGUUGGGUCUUCAACAGAAGCCACCAGAGAGCUGAAUGGUUGCAGUGCUCUUGUGCCUUUCUAAAGGAUUUUGGAAGUAGAUGAAUUUUGGUGUAGCUUGUUGUUGGAGUAGGAUUUGAGGCUAGCUAGUGGUGACGGUGAGGUGCGCAAGAGAUUGUAACAAGAUGCUGUGAAGAGUACUGAUUGCAUCCUCGACUAGUGGGCUCAAAGGCAGAGUUGAGCAGCUGGUUGGAGCUGGCAUUUCCAAAAAAACCUUGGUGCCUGACCCAUUUUUGGAGGUUUUACGCGGUGAUGACCAAGAUGAAGUUUGCUGGCGGUCAUGGAGAUUGCGAUAUUCGGCGUCUUCUGUAUUGGAGUUUAUUGGCGUGGUGUUUGGCUGUAACGAAUGCAGAGGUGUAUAUCGUCGUUUUCAAAGAAGCUGCGCAACAGCAACUAAUGACAGCGUCGGGAGCAUCUGGAUAUAGCAUGAGUGUGCAACAUGAUUUAAUGUUAAAUAACGCUCUUGGAGUAGCCAACAGCGCAUUUAAGAAGUUACAUGAUUACACCUUAUUCAGCGGAGUAGCUGUCGACUUGACUGAAGCGCAGGCUACGCUGUUGGAAAGUAGUGACGUGGUUCAUCACGUCGAGAAGGACAAAUUGAUGUACAUAAGCACAACACACACGCCCGAAUACAUGGGGCUUCCUGCAGGAGCAUGGGCUCAGACAGGCGGUGUGGGCAAUGCCGGUGAAGGAAUUGUAAUCGGCGUUGUGGACACCGGAAUCUACCCCGACCAUCCGAGUUUUGCAAACGACUCUGUGAAUCUGUAUGCUCCGCACCCGACCUUCAAAGGGACGUGUGGAACCGAUGCUCGUGUUCCUGCUGGAUUUUGCAAUGGGAAGAUUAUAGGCGCCAGACAGUUCUUCGAGGCGGCGAUGGUUGGAGCUAAUGCCUCAGAUCUGGACAUGCUCAGCCCCUUGGAUGGCCACGGUCAUGGCACGCAUUGUGCGGGCACUGCGGCUGGAAAUUAUGGAGUGCCAGUGAUUGUUCACGGCCAGGACUUCGGCAACGCAAGCGGUAUUGCCCCCAGAGCACGGAUUGCAGUUUACAAGGCUUUGAACAAGAAGGGUCAAGGGAGAACCGCAGACAUUAUCGCUGCAAUUAAUCAGGCUGUAGAGGAUGGAGUUCAUGUGCUCAGUUUAUCACUCGGUCCGUCUUCAGCGCCGGUAGGCAGUGUCACUUUCAUCGACAGCUUCGCACUGGCUUGUUUGGGAGCUACGAGAGCUGGAGUGCAUUGCGUGCACGCUGCUGGAAACACUGGGUCGGGACCUUCCACGAUCACAUCAUGGAGCCCUUGGCUUACAUCCGUAGGUGCUACCACAACUGAUCGCAUCUACCCGAGCUAUUUGUUUACUGGAGAUGGCAGAAAUUACUCCGGCCAGGGUCUUUCCCCACAAACGCCGGGAUUAGAUUUUUAUCCUUUGAUUCGUGCAAGUGAUGCUGUUGCGACGGUCAGUCGCUUGAACCGCAACUUCGAUUGCGCCGAACCAGGAGCCCUCAACAGGGCGCUUAUCGAGGGCAAGAUCCUGGUAUGCUCAUGGAAUGCCAUUCCAGGAUUCACUGGCUCGAUGUCGAAUUAUUCUCGUUAUGCGGCGCAAACUACGGGAGCUGCGGGAGUAGUACUAUUAAUCGGUGUUGAAUAUUUGGAGACAAACAGCCCUUCGUCUUUGAAUUUUGACGGCUUCCCGGCGAUUGCCGUCACAGGACCAGAGUCGUAUCAGCAAUUUCUGUCUUACUACGACGCUGCAAAACAAAAUGGUGCAGCAGGAGGUGCAACAGGACGGUUGAGCGGCGGCAACAAGGCUGUGUACACGGGACAGCCCCCUAAAAUUGCUUCGUUCUCAUCUCGUGGUCCUAAUGUUUAUCUUGGUUUGGAGGAAGUAUCAUCUACUGAUCAGCCCAUCGCUGAUGUACUGAAGCCCAACAUUGUUACCCAUGGCGUGGACAUUUGGGCGGCUUGGACUCCCCUUCCCACCACCGACAAGCUGCUUUUCCGAGGUCAGAAAUGGUCUAUGAUUAGUGGAACGAGUAUGGCAGCCCCACACAUAGCUGGAGUAUCGGCUAUUAUCAAACAAAUGCACCCGACAUGGAGUCCUUCAGCCAUCGCUUCUGCGAUCAGUACCUCAGCGGUUCCCAAGGAUACUCUCGGCAAUCCUUUAGUUGUAUAUGACUAUGUGUAUAGUUCAUCUGGACAGAUCGCUGACCUAAUCAAGCGGCCCGGAAACGCAUUUGACUUCGGGAAUGGAUUUGUGGAUGCGACAACUGCUCUAAACCCGGGCUUGAUCUUCGAUGCGACGUAUGAUGACUACAUCAAAUUUCUCUGCGCCGAAAGAUUACUCAGCUCAGCGUCGGUGUUCGCAAUCACGUCUGCAACGUGUCCGCCAGUGCCAGGUUUGUCGUCUGACCUCAACUUGCCAAGCAUAACUAUUGGCAAUCUAACUAGAUCUCGCCUUGUGCCGCGAGUGGUCACGAAUGUGGGUCCUCUCGAGACUUACACGGCAGUAAUCACCCAACCACCCGAUGUGGAAGUGGUUGUCAAUCCUCUAACCUUCAUUAUUGCUCCUGGCGCGACACAACCGCUCAACAUUACUCUCACGGCUGUUGGCAACGCCAUUUAUGUGAAUCAAUCGAGUUUUGGAAGCAUUUACCUUACUGGAAACUUAGGCCACAGGGUACAAGUUCCGGUGACUGUAACCUACAGACAGGUGUAAAUCUAGAGAGUUUACCAUUCUUUCAGGAUUUAGGAUUGGUCAGCGUCUGCUGCUCCAUCGGUGCUCGAAGAAGAAGAAGAAGAAAAAAUAACAACAGCCUGCUUCUGCUCGGAUUCAUUCGAAUGUUGGAUGGGCGAAAAUAUGCUUCUAGCUGGCUAUUCUGCGAUUUUGAUGAGUAGAGAUGCAGUCCCAUUAUGUAAUGUUUAGAUUAACACGAACAACAUUUGUCCAUUGAUGGCUGCAAAAGCCACUUUGCCGAGGAUCUAGAAUCGGCCCCGGGCAUUCCCCUCUGUUGAGCAUAUAUCCAACUGCGAUGGGUUGUUUUUUAAAGCACAACAGUUUUGCAAAGAGAAAUGACAUUUGCGGAGCCGGUUGUGGCUGUGAGCAUCGGUUUAUUUUAGCAGA
Molecule: messenger RNA, 3325 nt
Organism: Physcomitrium patens
Lineage: Eukaryota; Viridiplantae; Streptophyta; Bryopsida; Funariales; Funariaceae
Product: subtilisin-like protease SBT2.5
Biological process (GO): proteolysis
Molecular function (GO): serine-type endopeptidase activity
Source: RefSeq, a predicted model, not a curated record